Messenger RNA from Thermochaetoides thermophila DSM 1495, 1365 nucleotides. RefSeq lists its product as uncharacterized. NCBI's taxonomy places the organism in Eukaryota, Fungi, Ascomycota, Sordariomycetes, Sordariales, Chaetomiaceae. Bases 1 to 1365 code for a protein of 454 amino acids. The record is from RefSeq and is a predicted model, not a curated record. The transcript has a single exon.
AUGGUUCUCGUCGGCGUCUCGGGCUUCGGCCGCCCACGCAUUCUCAUCCUCGUACUCCUCGCCCUUCUCAUCCUAAUCUGGUCUCCGCGCUUAUCCAAACCCCGAUUGCUCUGCUUCCACCCAGGCUGCUACUACAACGACCCUCACCUUCUUAGUCCACCCAAGCAAACGGUCGACCUCUCCAAAGCCGACGCACCCUUCAUCCCAUGGCCCCUGGCACGCGUCUGCGCUGAAGCCAACCACUGGACCCCCGGCGUCGUCUUCAUCUGUGACAACAACUCGGGGGGCAUCGGCAACAUCCGUAAUUACAUCUUGACCUGCAUCCGGUACGCGAUCGAAGCCGGCGCAACUGCUAUUGUGCUACCGCAAAUCCGCACCCGUUCAGCGGAAGAUCUCUCCAACAUCAUGCUGCCCCAUGAGCCAUUUACCUACUUCUUCGACGAAGCGCACUUCCGCCGGAGUUUCGCGAUCGCAUGCCCCCAAAUCACAAUCUACAACUCGACUUCUGACAUUCCCCACGCCCCGGUGCCCUUCAAGCCGGAACAAAUCACCCCUCACAACUUCGGCAAGCGUGGCGGGUGCGACAAGCGCGAGCUGAACAAACACACGGACCGGUUUGGCGUCCAGUUCGCCGCCCAUAUUGAGAACACAACCCAGGAGUUUCACCUUCCUCCCCCUAGUCCCGAACACCCACGUAUCAUCCGCUUCACAUGGGGCGUGCAAUUCGACUGGCCUGUGUUCAGAGAUGGGCCGGAGUUUGUAGCCACUUUUGGGGGGCUGCUCCGCUUCAGGCAAGAUAUCCUCGACCUGGGCUACCGCACGGCAUCCUAUAUGCGACAGUUUGCCUCCUCCCAGGAUGGUGCCUCAACCUCUAAGUACAUUGGCAUCCAUCUCCGCACCGAAAGUGACGCGCUUCCCCGCUGGCCCAAGUAUGAUGACCAGGCAACAGCUUACCUCGAGCGCGCAGGAGCCAUGUCCUUUAAAGCGGCCUACCUUGCCACAGGGAACCGAACCGAGGCUAAGAGAUUGGCAGACGCAGCGGAAAAGGAGCACGGCAUGGCAGUCAUCACGAAGCACGAACUUCUUCAACACCAUCCGGAGGACUUGACCAAGUUAGAGGCCCUGACCUGGGACCAGCAAGCCCUGAUCGACUUUAUCGUGCUUCUAGAGAGCGACUACUUCCUCGGGGUGAGCCCCAGUUCUUUUAGCAUGAAUGUUGCCCUCAAAAGGCAUCUUAAAACAGAAGGCUUAUACACGCGGCCAUGGAAGAUUGGCGGUGAUGGGGAUGGGCACAGCUGGCUAGUGGGCAAGUACGAGCACUAUUGGGAUGAUUGGCUAUUUAUGUUUGACUCAAUGUGGCCAUAA